CCCAUGGCGUUUUCCGCUUGAACAUUAAAGCCCUAAAAACCUUCAGGUAGCGUUUAGAAUAUCUCUAAUCACUAUGAGUGACUGAGCAAAGUAGCCGAAUUGUUGUUUGUUAAUUGUUCGUCGUCGUUUUUCCUCGCGUUUUCAGGUGGCGCCAUUUGUAUCAAGACAUAGAGUAAUAUCAUGAUGUCACAAACAUCUGAUAUAGAUGACAAGCACGGAAAUGUUGCUGCUGUUUCUGAAUCUAAUGAAAACACUGCUGGUGCUGCUUCUGUUUCUGUAUUUCAUGCCAGAGAUGUAGUUUCUUCUGCUGGAGGUGUAAAUGCAGCUGAUUUAGUUUCCCAUGGCCCAAACAUAGAAGGUGGAACUACGAUUGCCACUGCCACAGAUGGUACCCAAGAAGAAACUUCUGUGAUGCCAUAUAAUGCUACAGAAAGUAUUUCUAGCCUUGGGAAUUCUUCUCUUGAUCCAAAAGUGGAUUCCAAUGGUGUAAACCAAGCUGGUGUUGAAGGGGUCAGUAUCGUGGAAAAUGGGAAUGCUUCUGCUGAUGGCAUUGGUCCUGCUCAUGUUUCUGGCCUAAGUGCAGAAGAGGAAAGACUAUGGAGCAUUGUGACAGCUAAUUCUUUGGAUUUCAGUGCCUGGACAGCACUUAUUGAAGAAACAGAGAGAGUUUCAGAGGGUGACAUUUUGAAAAUUCGAAAAGUUUAUAAUACUUUCUUAGCCGAGUUCCCUCUAUGCUAUGGGUAUUGGAAGAAGUAUGCUGAUCAUGAGGCACGCCUCAGUUCAGGUGACAAAGUUGCAGAGGUUUAUGAACGAGCUGUUCAAGGAGUCACCUACUCUGUGGACAUAUGGGUGCAUUAUUGUGUUUUUGCUAUUGGUGGUUAUGGGGAUCCUGAGUCUAUCAGGAGGCUAUUUGAAAGAGCAUUAGGUUAUGUUGGAACUGAUUACUUGUGCUUUGCCCUUUGGGACAAAUACAUUGAAUAUGAAAUUUCGCAACAAGAUUGGCCCCGUGUUGCUACAAUCUAUACGAGGGUAUUGGGAAUUCCAAAUCAGCAGCUGGAUCGUUAUUUUGAAGGAUUCAAAGAGUUGGUUGCAAGUUGUCCACUUUCUCAGUUGCGUACUGCCGAGGAAGCUGCUGCUGCAGUUGUUGCAAAUUCUGACGCUGUUGGUCCUAAAAAUGAAAAUGAGGGAGAAAUUCCUCACAAUGUCACAGAGCAAUCUUCUAAGUCUGUAAAUGCAAGCUUAAGAGAUGCUGAGGAGUUGGAGAAGUAUAUUUCCAUUCGAGAAGAUAUAUACAAGAAAGCUAAAGACUUCGAUUCUAAGAUAAUUAGUUUUGAAACAGCAAUUCGGAGACCAUACUUUCAUGUGCGGCCCCUCAAUGUUUCCGAGCUUGAAAAUUGGCAUCAUUAUCUAGAAUUUAUUGAAGCUGAAGGUGACUUCAAUCAGGUUGUUAAGUUAUAUGAAAGAUGUGUGAUAGCAUGUGCUAGUUAUCCUGAAUACUGGAUACGGUAUAUUUUAUCCAUGGAAGCUCGUGACAGCAUGGAUCUUGCUGAAAAUGUACUUACUCGUGCAACACAAGUCUUUGUAAAGAGGCAUCCAGAGAUCCAUCUUUUUGCUGCUCGUUUUAAAGAACAGCAUGGUGACAUUUCUGGAGCUCGGGCUGCAUACCAGCAUAUUUACUCUGAAAUUUCACCUGGACUUCUAGAAGCUAUCAUCAAGCAUGCAAACAUGGAACACCGUCUUGGAAAAUUGGAAGAUGCAUGUGCUGUAUAUGAGCAUGCAAUUGCUAUUGAGCAAGGAAAGGAGCAAUCACCAGCUUUGCCGUUGUUGUUUGCCCAGUUCUCACGUUUCAUAUUUUUGGUUUCUGGCGACUUUGAUAAGGCAAGGGAGAUUCUGGUUCAAGGUGUGGAUGGUGCUCAACUGUCAAAACCCCUGUUGGAGGCAGUAAUCCACCUGGAAUCAAUUCAGCCACCUCCCAAACAAAUAGAGUAUUUGGAUUCUUUGGUUGGAAAAUUCGUAGUUCCAAAUCCUGAAAGCACCACUGUUGCAAGUAUUGAUGAAAGAGAGGAGUUAUCAAGCAUAUUCUUGGAGUUCUUGGAUCUCUUUGGCGAAGUGCAGUCUCUAAAGAAGGCUGAUUAUAGGCAUGCGAAACUGUUCUUGCGCAACAAAAGCACUGCAGCGUCAAAGAAGCGGCAUGUAGAGGAUUAUUUAACUUCAGAUAGAUCAAAACUGACAAAAUCAGUCAGCUCAACAACCACUCCUUCAGUCAUGGGUGCAUAUACACAGAAUCAGUGGGCAGCAGGUUAUGGGGUACAACCUCAAGCUUGGCCCCAACCCUCGCAAGCUCAGGCACAGCAAUGGGGCCCCGGCUAUACCCAACAGGCUGCUUAUGGUGCGUAUGGCUAUGGCACAAGUUACACCAACCCGCAAGCUCCCAUACCCGUGCCCCAAAGUGCUGCAUAUGGUGCCUACCCCCCUACAUACCCAUCACAAAUUCCCCAGCACAGGAACAGAUUGGAUUUUGUCAUCAUCUUUUUAUGCAGUAUUUUGGACCCCAUUAGCAAGAUUUCGCACGUGCCUUAUUGAAGAUCGAUUGCUUUGUUUUUCAUCCCUCCCCGAUUCUGCAGGCCUAUUCUCAGCCUGCACCUGCUCCAGCGCCGCCUACAGCUACCACUGCUGCGGCUGCUGCUCCGCCGGCAACAUAUUAUCCCAAUUACUACUGAGGCAGCAAAGGAAAAUCUCGAUCAAUUUUGCUGCAUCUCGGUAAUUUCAUGUUCUUUUAGAUAAUCCAGAGUUUUAGACAUGAUGCAUUCAUCUGUUUCGGCUUUCGGAUAGGUCACUGUGUUGCCAUUGGCCUCUUCUCCAAAGAAUUCGUUGUUUGCAACUGUGAGUUCGUUAUUUUGUGUGCGCUAUUUUUGUUUAUUGUAAUACGGAUGAGAUGUUGUUUUGUAUACUUUUUGACUUGUAAAGAGAAAACAAAACAUCUGAAUACAUUAGGAGGUUUAAAUAA
Molecule: messenger RNA, 3007 nt
Organism: Andrographis paniculata
Lineage: Eukaryota; Viridiplantae; Streptophyta; Magnoliopsida; Lamiales; Acanthaceae
Product: pre-mRNA-processing factor 39-1-like
Exons: 14
Coding region: 181-2583 (800 amino acids)
Biological process (GO): mRNA 5'-splice site recognition; RNA processing
Cellular component (GO): commitment complex; U1 snRNP; U2-type prespliceosome
Molecular function (GO): protein binding
Source: RefSeq, a predicted model, not a curated record